AUGCCGCUUCCACCAAUCGAUCCGCCGCUGCUAAACUCAGCCAACCCGUGGUGCAGCACGCGAGAAGACCUCGAAGCACUCUACGCAUGUCUACAUACAGGCGCCGUGACAACAAGGACCAGCCUGCUCCUCGGCUUCCCCCACGACGACGCCAUCCACCAACACGCUUUCUUCUCAACACAAUCGCACACGGCCACAACAGCGCCAGACUACACCAUCACCGGGAAAGAGUACCCAGCCAGUCUCAACACACUCGGCUACUCGCCCACGCCCAUAGACACCUACCUCGAUUGGAUUGAGCAAAUCGUUGCCGCUUCCCGAGAUACGAGACCCAAACCGUUCAUCGUCUCUGUUACAGGAUCUCCACAAGAGGUUGCAGAGUGUUAUACCCGAGUCGCUGCACUUGCUGCCCGUGUCUUAGCGCCGCUCGCCGUCGAAGUGAAUUUGAGUUGCCCAAACAUCGCGAACAAGCCACCGCCAGCUUAUUCUGGUUCCGCCCUGAAAGAGUAUAUUGAUGCCUUGAAGAACGUCCCGCGCACAGUGCCGUUGGGAUUCAAGACACCGCCAUACACAUACGCCGGUCAGUUCAACACGCUGAUAGACACCUUGUACGCAAGUGGAAAGUCAACAAUUGAUUUCAUAACUGCGACAAAUACUCUGGGCUCUUGCCUUGUACUCGAUAACAAGAAACCCCAUCAGGGGCAGCCUUUGCUUCCCUCGGCAGCAGGUACUGGUAUUGGAGGACUCGCAGGUGAACCCUUACAUUCGCUAGCUCUGGGUAACGUCGCCACGCUACGCCGGUUGCUCGAUGAGCAUCCCGAGUUACGUGAUAUCGAUAUCAUCGGGGUCGGCGGUGUCAGUGAUGCGGCUGGACUAUCACGUAUGCAGGCUGUGGGAGCCAAAGUCGUGGCCGUAGGCACAGCUCUGGGAAGAGAAGGCUUGCCAGUGUUUGCUAAGAUUCUGAACGGCACAAAGACCUCGAAGUUGUGA
Molecule: messenger RNA, 990 nt
Organism: Aureobasidium uvarum
Lineage: Eukaryota; Fungi; Ascomycota; Dothideomycetes; Dothideales; Saccotheciaceae
Source: the annotation of a GenBank genome assembly